Messenger RNA from Plasmodium gallinaceum, 525 nucleotides. Its product is annotated as conserved Plasmodium protein, unknown function. The record is from RefSeq and is a predicted model, not a curated record. The transcript has a single exon. NCBI's taxonomy places the organism in Eukaryota, Apicomplexa, Aconoidasida, Haemosporida, Plasmodiidae. The coding region runs from base 1 to 525 and encodes 174 amino acids.
AUGAGUAAAACUUGUGAAUUAAAUAACAAUGUUAAAAUAUAUAUUAGGAGCAACAGUAGAGAUUUUAAUGGAUCAGAUGAAUCAACAGAGAUAUGUAUACAAGAAGAAUUUGAUAUCGAUAAUGGUACAAUAAUCAAUGUGGAUGAAAUUGAAGAAAAUGUUAAAGAUUUAAAAUUUUUAGGUGAAGAUAGUCCCAAAAAAUUAAAGAAGGAUAUAAAUGAUGAAUCAUAUUGUGUAAAUGAAGAAUUUAUAUAUAAUUGUUUUUGUAAUAUUAAUGAACUUAGUAUAAAAUGUAUUCUUCGAUUUAUGGCUGAUUGUUUCUCAUUUAUAUGUGCAGUCUGCAUAUGGGGGAUUUUAGAUGAUAUUUUUAUUUUAAUGUCAAAAGAUAAUAAUUUUGCUAAGCUUUAUUAUUAUUUAAUUUUUACUAUUAUUUUUGCAGCAAUUACAUGUUCAUUUAAUUAUUAUUUUUCAAAAUGUGCUCGUAAAAAUAAUUUUAUAUAUGAUAAUAUUGAAAGCAAAGCGUAA